Mugil cephalus (flathead mullet) is the source of this 5354-nucleotide messenger RNA. It is a transcript of the gene tgfb2, whose product is annotated as transforming growth factor, beta 2. Gene Ontology annotation, molecular function: type III transforming growth factor beta receptor binding; growth factor activity; type II transforming growth factor beta receptor binding. Gene Ontology annotation, cellular component: extracellular region. The coding region runs from base 1101 to 2345 and encodes 414 amino acids. Gene Ontology annotation, biological process: transforming growth factor beta receptor signaling pathway; regulation of cell population proliferation; BMP signaling pathway. The transcript has 7 exons. The record is from RefSeq and is a predicted model, not a curated record. Lineage: Eukaryota; Metazoa; Chordata; Actinopteri; Mugiliformes; Mugilidae.
GCUCUCAUACAGAUGGGGGGGCCUUGGAGGGUCCGGCUUUAGGACCCCGCGUCAGGACCAUCGAGCUGCCACAGUGCCACCAGCCUUCACCCCAUCGUCCCUCUGGGCUCGGCCACGGAGCGCGUCUGUCAGCAGGGAAUCGUCGCGAAAACGUCGGCUUGGAACGGUGCCCGCGGCUCCGCGACCAAACCCCCGUUCAAUGCUGCCAAAGGUGGGCGAGCACGUGUUAAUAUAGCAGCGUAUAAAACUACAAACGGCCAUUGCUGUCCGCAUUUGCUCCAGGAAAAGAGACGUGCCAUUCCGCGAACUUGAUGGGCCGGAGAAGACGCGUAAAAGGCGCUUUUUACGGUCGCAACGAAGGGCAAACCCCGGGCUGCGUCUUGGUAUUUGUGUAGUUUGUUUUUCUUCUUUCUUCUCUACAAAAGGAGCACCUUAUAUCGAUCGUGAAAUCACAGCUAUACACUUUUUUUUUUUUUUUUUGGAGUUUGUGUGGUUUCGCUUUAAGGCAGGAGCCAAACCUGGAAAAAGUUCUCACCCUGUGCACCCGCUGAACGCAGGGACCCUUUGAGCCAUUCAUCCAGGAGCUAUGCGCCCUCGCUUUGCCCCUGCUGGAUAAUUACACUGACACUGGACACAUUUAGACCCUCACACGGGUGGGUGUUGAGGGGAACCGUGGAGGGGAGAUGUCUGUGCCAAACGCUCUGACUCCCGCGGGCAACGUUGCGCGUCUCGCUGAAAGAUAACCCGUUUUUUUUUGUUGUUGUUGUUUUUGUUUUUUUGUUUUUUUAAUUCCCCACAUUUUUCAUUCGCUUGCCUUUAUCUCCAUUCGUAUCGGAGCGGAUCCAUGUCAUUGCGGAUCUUAUUCUCACAUCUGAAUGGAUUUUCAGCCAAACUUCACCGAAAAAGAAGAAUCGGAGCCAUACGACUUUAAAAUAACUGUUUUGAGGUCACUUGGCUCGUGUGCGUAAAUACUUCUCAUUUUUGUGCGUUUUUUUCCUCACUCUCCCAAGAGCGUCGUCUGUCUGGUAUCGUUCAGCCCGUCCCCUAUGUUGUCCCGUAUUUAUUUUAUGUGAGGUCUGACACACAACACGCCGGAGAAGAUGAACGUGUGUAUAGUGGGUCUUUUCCUCACUUUGGAUUUCGCCAUUGUGGCUCUCGGGUUGUCGACGUGCAGCACUCUGAGUGUGGAUCAGUUUAAGAGAAAGCGCAUCGAGGCUAUCCGAGGGCAGAUCCUGAGCAAGCUGAAACUCACGAAGCCCCCAGAGGACUUCCCCGAGCCCAGCGAGGUGUCCCGGGACAUUGUCGCCAUUUACAACAGCACCAGGGACCUCCUGCAAGAGAAGGCGAACGAUCGGGCCGCGACGUGCGAGCGGCAGCGGAGCGAGGAGGAGUAUUACGCCAAGGAGGUGCACAAGAUCAACAUGCAGCCCUUCUAUCCGUCAGAGAAUGUCAUCUCUCCCACACAUCUCUCCCACCCUUUCUUUAAGCGUCUGACUUUUGACGUGUCCUCCAUGGAGAAGAACGUCUCUAACCUGGUGAAGGUGGAGCUCAGGAUCUUUCGUCUCCAAAACCCCGCGGCCCGAGUGUCCGAGCAGCGCAUCGAGCUCUAUCAGAUCUUAGCACAAAAAGACCUGACGUCCCCAACGCAGCGGUAUAUUGACAGCAAGGUGGUGCGAACGCGGACGGAGGGAGAGUGGCUGGUCUUUGACGUGACAGAGGCAGUGAGUGAAUGGCUGAACCACAGAGACAGAAAUAGCGGAUUCAAGAUCAGCCUGCACUGCCCGUGCUGCACGUUUGUGCCGUCCAAUAACUACAUUAUUCCCAACAAGAGCGAGGAGCUGGAGGCACUGUUUGCAGGUAUUGAUGACAGCUUCAUCCAUGGCAGUGACCUGAAGGGGUUUAAGAAGCAUCGACACAGUGCUCGGGCUCCACACCUCCUUCUGAUGCUGCUGCCUUCAUACCGACUGGAGUCCCAGUCCCAGCCCAAGAACCAUCGAACCAAAAGAUCUCUGGACGCCAUCUACUGCUCCAGAAAUGUCCGGGACAACUGCUGCCUGCGGCCGCUCUACAUAGACUUUAGGAAGGAUCUGGGCUGGAGGUGGAUCCACGAGCCCAAAGGCUAUGAGGCCAACUUCUGUGCUGGGGCCUGUCCUUAUUUGUGGAGUACUGACACCCAGCAUUCAAAGGUGUUAGGUCUCUACAACACCAUCAACCCCGAAGCGUCAGCGACCCCCUGUUGUGUUCCCCAGGACCUGGAGCCCCUCACCAUCCUCUACUAUAUUGGCAACACCCCCAAAAUAGAGCAGCUCUCGAGUAUGAAGGUCAAGUCUUGCAAGUGCAGCUAGGCGCCCCUUAGCAGACGGCAGAAACACGCUUCCUUCACAUCCACAUUGCAGCGUUCUCAUGUAUUUUCUUCAUUCAUUCAUUCAUUCAUUCAUUCAUUUUCUGUAACCGCUUGUCUUCAGGAAGGGUCUCCACAGAGAGACAGACAACCAUUCACACUCACACCUACGGGCAGUUUAGAAUCACCAAUUAACCUAACGAGCUAAUGUCUUUGGAUGGUGGGAGGAACCCGGAGUAACCAGAGAAAACCCACGCAGACAUGGUUUUCUACAAUUCUGUACAAAAAUGAUUCAAAACAUCCGCAUAUUCUCACACAAAUCCUGAAACUAGACCCAAUCAGACAACUGAAACAUAAGUAUUACACUUCUAGAUGUUGUUAUUAUUUAGGUAAAUAGCCAAUAUUAAAACUAGAAGUUUUGUAGGGAUUCGUUUCAGGGAUUUUUUCCGGUUCACAGUUUGUCUGGUUGGUGUGGACGACUGGCAGCAGAGCUCUCCUCCCUUCACCCUGUUCAUUAAAUAUCUAUAUAUUUAUUUGGAGCUAAGCUGUUUUCAGCCUGGCUGAAUGUGUUAAACUCUCCUCAAGUCUCAAGUUGUGCUUCACAGGUUGGUUACGAACGCUCUCUCUGUUGGGUCUGAUGUCUGCAAGGUUGUCCCCUAUUUGACUCCUUCACAUAAGAAAGAAUCAGAGAUGGUGUCAGAGUCUCUGCAGUACAGUGGCUCAGUACAGUGACAGGUGCUGACUUGCAAAACCAUGACUGCAGCCUUAGGUAACUCGAUAGCCAGUGACAUGACUUAUUUUUAAUUUAAUGCUACUGCACGUUCACCAAGAAGUUUUUUUUUUAAUGAAUUAGUGAUAUGUAUAUGGGUCAUCAGAGUAUAAAUCGGAUCAUGUGUUGUCUAUAUAUGAAAUGCAAACAGAUUUCUCUUUCAGCCUUGUUACUCUGCAUUUCUACAUAUUCUUCUGGCACGUGCUGUUUGUUCAGGUUGCGCGGUUAUUAUUUAAUGCUGAUGCAAACCCAAGGGAGACCCAUGUUGGGCACGGGGCAGGAAAGGACUUUUUCAUGACUGUGUAUGUAGCAACGGUUAAACCCAAGAGUUACCUGUUCUCAGAGAAUCCGGAGUAAUAGCAUGUAACCAAUGUUACUGCCUGAGUUGCCUGUAUUGACAGUGCACAUGACCACAACAGCUAAUUUCACCUGGAAAAAUGCGUUUGUUGACGACUGUAAAACUAUUUCUGGCAAUGGUGUUAAAUGAUGUGACAGCGUUCAUAUUAUUGCACAAGACACAUAUUUAUCGGCUGUUAUGUAAGCACGCAGUGACACAGAUAUGAGUGUUUUACGCUUUCUGAAAGCUCAGUUACCACAUAGCAACACACAUAACUUGUCAGAAGCGAUAGUAAAGGCACUGGACGUUUAAAUAAAAACUGUGUAGACAGAACAUGCAGUUCCUGGAAUGGAAGAAACAAACAUGUUUACAGCCUGGUACAAUGUGGUUUUGGUUUCCACAGAUAAUUUGCCCAUUCAUGACACCUGCACUGAGGGGUGAGUUUUAUAAUGGUUUAGACCAUUUUUAUUUUACAAUAGUUUAAGUUUCUAGUAGAAUAUACCUGUUUAUCAAAGUACUGGCUUUACAGUUUACAGGCCCAAUUCAACUUUAACUUAUAGUACCUACUAGAGGUCACACUGACUAGUCUCUAAUAUGUAACUAAUAAAAACACAGUAGAAAGUAAUGCUUUGCAACAAUGAAACCUAUAUUCUUGACCUGAAUACAUAUCGAUCAGAUGAGAACAGACAGCUCAUGUGCAACACACUGUACGCUGUAGAUAUGUAUAGCCUGUAUAAAAACAGCCUAGGCAGGUCUCAGAGUACCCAGAAACAACACAUGUAGAUACAGGGAGAACAUGCAAACUCCCCAAAUAAUAAUAUUAAAUUAUAUUUUAUCAUAUUUCACCCCCUUUUUUUCCAUUUUCACACCAGUAGAUGGUGCACUCCAGCCUCCAGCUACAUCAAUCUUUGUUGGACUGUUGCGUAUUACUCUCGACUUCACUUUAGCUUUGGCAUUUGAACCCUACUGUAAAAAUGAGAAGACCAAAGACAAGAAAAGUGGAGAGUGAGUGUCCAGUGUUUUAAUAAAGAGUAGACAACUAAGAGUCAAAUACCAAGGCCAUUUUUUUUUUAGAUUUUCUUUGCUAGCAUUCAAAUUAGCAAAGCUAGCAAGCGAGUUUUUGAGGGAAUGCAUGGUGAUGAUAAAGCCAGGGUUGUCUUUGAUAGCUUUCAGAUCAUUCGUGAAAAUUUUGUUAAAUAAUCUGCAUCAAAAAAAUUAAAUCUUGCGGUUUUUUUUAUCCCACAAGAGCAACAACAACAACAAUAACAAAAAAAAAACCUGACUUGGGUUGUUUUCAAAAAGCAUUGAGCCCUUUCUUACAUGAAUUACGACAAUUUGUACACUGAGCCUUCUAUAUUCAUGCUUUGCUACCUGUUAAAGGCCAAAUUCAAAAAGCCAAAAGCUGUUUGUGGUCAGUGUGAUGAAAGCUUGCAUAAGAUAUGGCUGUGUAUUAGAUAGAGUUGCAUCAUUCAAGUAUAAAACUCACAGUAUUUUCCAGCACUCUUCUAACCAUUAGUGACCACCUCGGCUGUUCUGUAACAGUGUUAUCCAUGUUUUCUACACUUGUCAACACAAAGUUUUUAUAUUACCCACAAACUUGCAAAAUUAUUUCUGUUAUUAUAUUUAUUUUUGUUUAUUCAUUGUUAUAUAUGGUGGUGUUUUAAUACCAUGCCACAAUGAAUCAACACAAAAUGAGGAGUGUAAGUGAAGUGUCCCCAGUCUUUUGAGGUUUCUAGUGCCAGGAGGAGGAGGAGGAAAAAGGAGCGUAUGUCACGAUACAGCUGUUCUUAGGUGUAUUUGUUAUUGUUGUGAUGAUGAUGAUGAAGAUGUUAUUUACACCCACUAUGCUGUAUUGUGACACAGUAUGAUGCUGUAGUGGUGAAUAAAUUAUUUGAGUUUCAGUUCAA